Cynocephalus volans (Philippine flying lemur) is the source of this 640-nucleotide messenger RNA. It is a transcript of the gene GMFG, whose product is annotated as glia maturation factor gamma. Gene Ontology annotation, cellular component: actin cortical patch. Gene Ontology annotation, biological process: actin filament debranching; negative regulation of Arp2/3 complex-mediated actin nucleation. Bases 145 to 573 code for a protein of 142 amino acids. The record is from RefSeq and is a predicted model, not a curated record. NCBI's taxonomy places the organism in Eukaryota, Metazoa, Chordata, Mammalia, Dermoptera, Cynocephalidae. The transcript is spliced from 7 exons. Gene Ontology annotation, molecular function: Arp2/3 complex binding; actin binding.
GUCUGGCUGGGAGAUUGGGCCCUAGAGGAGAAGUAGGUUGGGAAGAUAACUGAGCCCACGAGGUCCAGGAGGCUGCACAACCCCCGGGUCUGGAGGUUAAGAGAGAAAUUGGGGCUGGAGACCAAGAUUUAAGGAUCAUCAAAGAUGUCUGAUUCCCUGGUAGUGUGCGAGGUGGACCCAGAGCUAAAGGAAAAGCUGAGGAAAUUUCGCUUCCGAAAAGAAACGGACAAUGCAGCCAUAAUAAUGAAAGUGGACAAAGAUCGGCAGAUGGUGGUGCUGGAGGAAGAAUUUCAGAAUAUUUCCCCAGAGGAACUGAAAAUGGAGUUGCCAGAGAGACAGCCCAGGUUCGUGGUUUACAGCUACAAGUACGUGCACGAGGAUGGCCGAGUGUCCUACCCUUUGUGUUUCAUCUUCUCCAGCCCUGUGGGCUGCAAGCCGGAACAACAGAUGAUGUAUGCAGGGAGUAAAAACAGGCUGGUGCAGACCGCAGAGCUCACAAAGGUGUUUGAAAUCCGCACCACUGAGGACCUCACCGAGACCUGGCUUCAAGAGAAGUUGUCAUUCUUUCGUUGACCCGAAUUCCUGAUGUCUGAGUCCCGAGGGAUACUGGGGACUCAGACCCCUAGGACCUGAACAUCCA